UAGUCCAGAAUGUUGGGAGACUUCUAGGACGGGAAGCUAGGGGCUUUCUGGAAGUGUUUAUUCUGACUUCACCCAGUGCCACUCAACCCACACCUUCUGCGGGUGGCUCGGGAAUGGGGCGGGGGGCAGGGCCUUGAACAAGGACGGAGAGGGAGCUGCGUGGUGGGUUCUCGGCCCAACAGCCAUGGCGGUGGAAGGAGGAAUGAAGUGUGUCAAGUUUUUGCUCUACGUUCUCCUGCUGGCCUUCUGCGCCUGUGCAGUGGGAUUGAUCGCCAUUGGUGUAGCAGUUCAGGUUGUCUUGAAGCAGGCCAUUACCCAUGAGACUACUGCUGGCUCGCUGUUGCCUGUGGUCAUCAUUGCAGUGGGUGCCUUCCUCUUCCUGGUGGCCUUUGUGGGCUGCUGUGGGGCCUGCAAGGAGAACUACUGUCUCAUGAUUACAUUUGCCAUCUUCCUGUCUCUUAUCAUGCUUGUGGAGGUGGCUGUGGCCAUUGCUGGCUAUGUGUUUAGAGACCAGGUGAAGUCAGAGUUUAAUAAAAGCUUCCAGCAGCAGAUGCAGAAUUACCUUAAAGACAACAAAACAGCCACUAUUUUGGACAAAUUGCAGAAAGAAAAUAACUGCUGUGGAGCUUCUAACUACACAGACUGGGAAAACAUCCCAGGCAUGGCCAAGGACAGAGUCCCCGAUUCUUGCUGCAUCAACAUAACUGUGGGCUGUGGGAAUGAUUUCAAGGAAUCCACUAUCCAUACCCAGGGCUGCGUGGAGACUAUAGCAAUAUGGCUAAGGAAGAAUAUACUGCUGGUGGCUGCAGCGGCCCUGGGCAUUGCUUUUGUGGAGGUCUUGGGAAUUAUCUUCUCCUGCUGUCUGGUGAAGAGUAUUCGAAGUGGCUAUGAAGUAAUGUAGGGGUGGGGGGCGUUUGGUCUUUUCAUGGAGUGGAUUCUCCAGGUUUUUUCAAUUAAACGGAUUAUUUUUUCAGACCUAAAAAAAGGA
Molecule: messenger RNA, 988 nt
Organism: Mus caroli (Ryukyu mouse)
Lineage: Eukaryota; Metazoa; Chordata; Mammalia; Rodentia; Muridae
Source: RefSeq, a predicted model, not a curated record